Molecule: messenger RNA, 2423 nt
Organism: Schistocerca gregaria
Lineage: Eukaryota; Metazoa; Arthropoda; Insecta; Orthoptera; Acrididae
Product: mitogen-activated protein kinase 15-like
Exons: 10
Coding region: 217-1698 (493 amino acids)
Biological process (GO): intracellular signal transduction; protein phosphorylation
Cellular component (GO): cytoplasm; nucleus
Molecular function (GO): MAP kinase activity; ATP binding
Source: RefSeq, a predicted model, not a curated record
AUGACAACGUAAACAUCAAAGAAAUACGUCAAAACAUUCGGGAAUGAGUCUGUGCAAACGGGCAAUGUCAAAUACAAAGAUAGAAGUGUGUCUGAAAAGUAAAAUUGAAGUUGUUGCCCGUAUCAGAUAUUCUGCGUCAAAGACUAUGACUCGCGACGCAAAUUUCGCAAUCUCUUGUUUAUAAUCGCUUGCCAUAUUUGCUCCUCAUAAAAAAGUAUGAGUGAAGUAGACGCACACAUAACACGGCUGUAUCAAAUUGAAAAACGGCUGGGCCAGGGGGCCUACGGGAUUGUCUGGAAGGCACUGGAUAAGAAAACGAAGAAAACAGUUGCAGUGAAAAAGAUAUAUGAUGCCUUUCGGAAUAAGACUGAUGCACAGCGAACAUUCAGGGAGAUUAUGUUCCUUCAAGAAUUUGGUGAACACCCAAACGUCAUAAAACUACUUGGUAUUCAUAAAGCCAGGAACAACAGAGAUAUAUACCUCGUAUUUGAGUACAUGGAUACAGAUUUGCACAAUGUUAUCAAAAGAGGAAAUAUACUCAAAGAUGUUCACAAGAGAUACAUCAUGUACCAGUUGCUAAAAGCCACAAAGUACAUCCAUUCUGGCAAUGUCAUUCACAGAGAUCAGAAGCCAUCUAAUAUUCUUUUGGACUCUGAGUGUCACUGCAAAGUGGCUGAUUUUGGUCUGGCAAGGUCACUGUCACAGCUGGAUGAUGGUUCUGGAGAAGGAUUGAGCGAUCCACCUUUAACUGACUAUGUUGCUACCCGCUGGUACAGAGCACCAGAAAUACUGGUGGCAAGCAAAAGAUACACACAUGGUAUAGACAUGUGGAGCUUGGGAUGCAUACUGGCUGAGAUGCUUUUGGGAAAACCUCUAUUUCCUGGAUCAUCGACAAUCAACCAGAUGGAAAGAAUUAUGAGUGCCUUACCAACACCAUCAAAAAGUGACUUGAAAUCAAUAUUUGCUGGUUAUGGCAGUUCACUUCUUCAGAAACCACCCCCAGGGCCACAUAAGAGCUUACGUGAAUUGUUGAGCAAUUCAUCCCCAGAUGCUGUAGAUCUUGUUUGCAGACUGGUAGUUUUCAAUCCAGAUAAAAGACUGACUGCAGAGCAGGCCCUUGAACAUCCUUAUGUAUUAAGGUUUCAUGACAAAGAUCGAGAACCGAAACUGAAACGUAAUGUUCUACUACCUCUCCGUGAUGAUGUGAAACUUUCUGUGGAUGACUACAGGCGCAAAUUGUAUGAAUUAAUGGAUAGAAGGAAACAUCACGAUAGGCCCAGGCCAUUAUUAUGUCAGUGCUAUUCUGCUCCUGGCAUUCUGCAGCGGCCUCUGGUGACUAAUUAUGGUGGGACACUGGGCUUCCGAUAUAAUGGGCAUAACAGUGCAGUUGGCACUAUAUCAGCAACAACUUUGCCAGCAACAUCACAUAAAAUCCCCAGAGCUGUUGACCAUCUACAGAGAAAUACAGAAAUUCACCAGAGAAGACGCAGCUCAGAAUUAAAUGGCCUCCUACAAAAAACACCUGUAAGACCUGUAGGCCCUGCACAUGUCCCAGAGGACACUAGAAUGGGAAUCUCAAACAAUCACUGCAUCCAGACUGUGGGCUUGGUACCCAUCUCAAACUCAAAGAUACAUGUUUCCCUUCAGAGAAAGGUCCAACACAAAGUGCAACAGAAGACAAUACAACAUGAGCAUUAAACUGUAACACUGUACCAGAAGUCAUGUCACUUCAGUGGUAUGGUCACCAGAGAAGUAACUCAGAUGAUGUGUUCUUAGUUGUAGCAGCAUCUGUGUGUGUCAUUUUGACAGCAAGCUUUGCUAUAAUGUGUGGCUUUCCAAUUUGUAAUUAUUUAGUUCUAUUUGUUAAAAUCAGUGGUCUUUUUGAAGGAAAUUUUACAGUGAAAAAGUACUGAAAUGCUGUUUCUACUGUAGCUUUUCAGAUAUUCUGACAAAUAACUGUGAAAUUAGGAAGUCAUAUGUCUAAUGAUGAACUGUCCGAAGAAUAUUUUUAAUUUCUCCCAAAACUGUUUCUUGUUGACUUUGACAUAUAAAUUCCUAGAAAAAUUAGUACAAGCUUCCUAUAUUUUAGAAUCUAAUUUAUUUUAUAGCAUUUACAGUUUGGAGUGAGUAGUGUUUUCAUUAUUGCAUUAAGAGAUUUUGAUAUAUAUCAUUUUAUUGUAUUUUUUCUGAUCUCUUUUGAUGUCACCUUUGAUCAUUUCUAUCUUUUUCAUAAUUUGUAAAUGAUGAGAAUUGUAUGUAGCUCAUGUUUCACAUUCCCUAUGCAUCUUUGUCCAAUCAUAAAGAAGUACAAACUGAUUAUCAGUGGAGUACAUCUGAUAAUAUGGAUUUUUACCACUGUUCUCAUCACACUCAUUCAGUUCAGUUCUUGUGAACAUUAUAUGGAAAUAUUGUUGCUUCCUGAU